ACAUUGACACGACAUAUAUCUACGGCUUCGUUUCUCCAGACCUCCACAUUCUCCUCUGCGCGACCGCCCCAUCUCGUCGUCGCCCCAUAACACACCUACACAGUCCACAAUGGCUGGUGGAAAAGGCAAAUCCUCUGGCGGAAAGAGCUCGGGUGGAAAGACAGCUGUUGAUGGCCCCAAGAAGCAGCAAAGCCAUUCUGCUCGUGCCGGUCUUCAGUUUCCAUGUGGUCGUGUCAAGCGUUUCCUGAAGCAAAACACCCAGAACAAAAUGCGGGUAGGCGCGAAGGCAGCCGUCUACGUUACUGCUGUGUUAGAAUAUCUGACUGCUGAAGUCCUAGAACUUGCAGGCAAUGCUGCCAAGGACCUCAAGGUCAAACGUAUCACCCCCCGCCAUCUCCAACUGGCCAUCCGCGGUGAUGAAGAGCUCGACACCCUGAUCCGUGCCACUAUUGCCUUUGGUGGUGUUCUACCACAUAUCAACCGCGCUUUGCUUCUGAAGGUUGAGCAGAAGAAGAAGAGCAAGGCCAUCGAAGCCUAGUUGCUGGUCUGUUGUUCACGUAAUCGGUUUAAAUUAAUGUAUACCCUGCUGGUAUUAUUAGGGGUAUGGGCUGAUGCUGAGGAAGCCCUUAUUUUCGUUGCGGGUGCGACUGUGAGGCAGCAACGGAGGGAAGGAUGGUCAUAGGAGUGGAGUUUGUAACGCUUGUGGGUUUUUAUUUCAUUGCGUUUCAUUUGACCUCCCCAACAAUAUAUGAGCUGGCCAUGAGUCGGGUGAAGCUCUCUGUGCGUCGAGAAUGUGUCCCGGCAAUAUCAGAAUGGCUGGAAACUCUGGUAUGCACACACAUAUUCAGACAUAG
Molecule: messenger RNA, 854 nt
Organism: Xylaria bambusicola
Lineage: Eukaryota; Fungi; Ascomycota; Sordariomycetes; Xylariales; Xylariaceae
Product: H2A-like protein
Exons: 3
Coding region: 110-538 (142 amino acids)
Cellular component (GO): nucleosome
Molecular function (GO): DNA binding; structural constituent of chromatin; protein heterodimerization activity
Source: RefSeq, a predicted model, not a curated record